UAAACGUCCAAAUUAGCACUAGCACUAAUCUUUCCUUCCUGUCACACAUUCACCACAAUCCUUCUUCACAAGGGUUCCGUGCUCUCCGUUCCGUUUCUCUUUGUACCAUCUUUUUAAUAACCUCCUCAAUUGAGUUAAUUAAUCUCAUCUUUCCCUCUUGGAUAAUCUCACCUUAAUUUUCUUGAUUAAUUAUAUCCCUAUGAUUAAUGGUCAUGGAACCUCGUCAUCAUCGGAGACUAGGCGAAAGGGGUGCUCGUCGAGUGGAAAGCGCGGUAGCGGUAACACCGCCAUCGAUGUUCCAUCAUCGGAGAAUGUAGGAGGCGGGGAAGGAUCGGGAAAUAAUUCCGGUCACACUCCGGGUCAGGCCGCGACUACUGCCCCGUGUGGUGCAUGCAAGUUCCUUAGGAGGAAAUGCAUUAGUGGGUGUAUCUUUGCACCACAUUUCGGGUCGGAUCAGGGCGCGGCUAGGUUCGCUGCGGUUCAUAAAGUGUUUGGAGCCAGUAACGUGUCCAAACUUUUGCUUCAUAUACCGGAGCAUCGCCGGAACGAUGCCGUGGUUACCAUCUCGUAUGAGGCUCAGGCUAGGCUUUCCGAUCCUGUUUAUGGCUGUGUGUCAACCAUUCUUGCUUUGCAACAACAGGUGGCAUCUCUACAAGCGGAGUUAUCCAUGGUGCAAACACAACUCAUAAACAGUAGAUAUGCAAUGGCAAAUGCAAUCCAGGAUUCACAAGCAAUUCAACACCAACAAAUUGCAGUUGCUUUACAGCCAGCUUAUUCAAACACCUCCUCAGCUUCAAACAACCUCAUGAACAUCAACAGUUGCAACACCACCUCCAAUUUUGACCUCGGCAGUGGAGGAGACGUGGUGGCGCCGCCUUGCUAUAGCACUUUUGACCCUGUACAUCUCACAGGCGCCGCCGCCGGCCGAGCCCCUCGGGAAGUAGUAGAAGAAGAUGAUGAGGAAGAGAGUCGUCAUCACAACCCUCUUGAUCAGUUCACCAACCAGAUAUUCCAGCAUCAUCCAGAUAGCAAAACCUAUUUUUAGUUUUUUUUUUUUUUUGAGUAAGGAAAAUGUCGAUCUUGGUUAUUAGGCUUGCACCAUUGGAAAAAUAAAUUUUCUAGUAAGCUUUCCUUGGAAAAACAAAAUAAAUUUGUUUUUUAGUUUUUGUGUAUAUGGUUGGAUAUUUAUAAAAGUUUAAAUGGAAGUAUAUACAUCCAUUUCGGC
This is a messenger RNA of Oldenlandia corymbosa var. corymbosa, 1225 nucleotides long. NCBI's taxonomy places the organism in Eukaryota, Viridiplantae, Streptophyta, Magnoliopsida, Gentianales, Rubiaceae. The record is from the annotation of a GenBank genome assembly.